AUGAAUUCUAAUCAUGAAAACCAGAAAUCACUUAAACAUCCUAGAUUCAAUAUACAAAUAAUGCAAGUACAAAAUUACAUUAUUGAUUAUGACACCGGAGGAUUUUUGAAGUAUAAACUUUAUGAAAAUUCAAAAUCACGACCGCUACCAGAACAGAAACUACGCAGCAGUUUUGACGGCUAUAUGGACUAUUUACUUUACUGCUUCAGUUUAACUGGAAGUCUCGCCAACUUAACAAGAUUCCCGUACUUAGCAUACUCAUACAAUGGAUGCUCGUUUUUGAUCAAAUUCUUGAUACUGGUCGUGCUGAUCGGCAUUCCUUGGUGUUUCAUGGAAAUCGCCGUUGGACAGUAUUCGGGCAGAGGUCCGACGGCGAUUGGCGACAUGGUACCCAUCGGCAAAGGCGUAGCGGUGGCCAUGGGUUACAUCUGUAUUUUAAACAUUAUCUGUUAUAGCCCCAUACAGUCUAGAUGUCUCUUUUACAUGUAUUGGUCGUUACCGAAAUCCAAUCAGCUGCCGUGGAAGCAAUGCUCGUCCGUGAAUAGUUCAUUCUGCAUAAACAAUGACAGGCAUCUGGAAAGUUACGGGUGCAAGUCGGUCGGCCUCGAUUUACAAGUGCCCGCCGAGAAUUUCUAUCAGAAUAAAAUUGUAGAAAUGGACGCAGGCUUUCUUUACGACGGAGUCGGUAAAUUCAACUCGCCAUUAUUAGCUUGUCUUAUAAUUUCGUGGAUGAUCAACUACCUAUUACUCACUGCAUCCAACGAUUUGAUGAAAUACGUGAAGAUAUUCGGCUCGAUUGCGCCGUUUACCUUGCUAGCGUUCGUGUCGUUCGCCAUAAUGGCCAACAACGAUGCAUGGGGCGGUUUUAAUCUACUUUUUGACACGAGUACGAUCGACUUUCUAGAUCUUCAGUCGUGGCGGAGGGCCGCGGAACAAGUGCUGUACUCGUUGGAUGUCGGCACAGGGCACUUGAUCAUUUACGGAGCAAACCGCAGUUUUCACAACAACAUAUUAGGCGGAGUGCUGCUGGUAACUUUGCUGGACACUAUUUGCGCCGUGACCGCCACUAUAGUCGUAUUCGGUACGGCCAAUAUCGUAGCUUGUAAAUAUCACAUUCAGUUCAACAUGGUGUUUAAAUCCGGUGAGCCCAAUCGAUAG
Rhopalosiphum padi (bird cherry-oat aphid) is the source of this 1158-nucleotide messenger RNA. RefSeq names its product sodium-dependent proline transporter-like. Bases 1 to 1158 code for a protein of 385 amino acids. Gene Ontology annotation, molecular function: L-amino acid transmembrane transporter activity. Gene Ontology annotation, cellular component: membrane. The record is from RefSeq and is a predicted model, not a curated record. The transcript is spliced from 7 exons. Lineage: Eukaryota; Metazoa; Arthropoda; Insecta; Hemiptera; Aphididae. Gene Ontology annotation, biological process: sodium ion transmembrane transport.